Molecule: messenger RNA, 237 nt
Organism: Peniophora sp. CBMAI 1063
Lineage: Eukaryota; Fungi; Basidiomycota; Agaricomycetes; Russulales; Peniophoraceae
Source: the annotation of a GenBank genome assembly
AUGGCCAACACAAGCCGCGUCUUUGCUACGCCCAACACUCGCCGCCUCGGCGCAUUCACGCUCAAUGGCGUAAAGCAAUGGUCUCCGUCACUGGCUCUAUGGGGUGUUGGCGCGGGUACAGCGGCUCUCUUCAUCCUGUCAGUGACUCCCAAGAUCAAGCGUACAUUACUGGUCAAGAUUCCUGUGGUCAACGCGUACUUUAUCGAUACCACGCCGGAGUCGGACAAGCCUUUCUAA